Molecule: messenger RNA, 567 nt
Organism: Fusarium poae
Lineage: Eukaryota; Fungi; Ascomycota; Sordariomycetes; Hypocreales; Nectriaceae
Exons: 1
Coding region: 1-567 (188 amino acids)
Source: RefSeq, a predicted model, not a curated record
AUGGAACCGUUGAAUCCCGACGAACAAGAAUGCGGUAUCACCCGCUAUUGCUACCAAUGCGCCAAGUUGAAUGAAACCAGCAAGCUAGUGUGCACCGAAUGUGCCGGCUCUGGGAGACCCCUAGAAUGGGGAUAUUGUUACGUUUGCAGCGACAAAACCAGCUCACAGAACAACAUUUUUUGCGAUUUCUGCGAUGGCAUUGAGAAUGUACUAUUGGACAUCGAGGUAAAGAGAGUUGUCAACUCAGGCGCUUGUCCCGAUUGUGUAAAGAGGGUUGUCAAGCCUCAUUUUGACAAAUGCGAACAAUGCAUACCCCCAGGAGGUCGAUGCGGCCAUUGUGGACUCCUCCCUCCCAAGGACAGCGGAAAGACCUAUGAGAAGUGUCUUGAUGGCAAAAAAAAGAGCAACGAAAAGAUGAAAGCCAAAGCUAGCGAUUCAGGCUUGUGCAGACGAUGCCACGAGCUCCCUUUUGAGGAGGGACGUACGUCACUUCUUUGUGUGAAAUGUGCAGAAGAGAGACGGGAGUACGAUCGAAAAUAUCAAGAGAGAAAAAGACGUGGAGAGUAG